GCUAUACCAACACCGAGACCUUAAGCUCCAAGACCAUGGCCCGCAUUGCGGCGUUCUUGCUGGUGGCCCUGCUCUCCUUAGCCGGGCAUCUCGCGCAGUCCGCGCCAUGCCGAUCAUGCCCGCCCACAAAGCCUUCCCAGCCUGCACCGUGUAAGCACAAGUCCUCACCAUCGUCCAUACCCUGCCCUCCACCUUCACAAACUCCCAUGCCCUCAACCACACCCACACUCACCCCGGUGACUCCGACGCCGGCACCGACCCCGACUGUCUUCAUCCCUCCACCUACAAACACUCCGGCACCCACGCCCAUACCGGCCUCUGUAACUCCAACAUCGGCACCGACCCCUAUGAUGCCUCCAAUACCAACCCCUAUAACUCCAACGCCGGUACCAGCUCCUCUCUCUCCAACACCAACACCGGUGGCCCCAACACCUACAACCGUGAUGCCGCCGACACAGAUGCCUAUGGCACCAAUGCCGGCACCGACCCCUGUAUCUCCAACGCCAAACCCGGUGGCCCCAAGACCUAUCCCUGUGAUGCCGCCAACACCGACGCCGGCAUCGACCCCUAUCUCUCCAACGCCAAGUCCGGUGGCGCCAACACCGACCCGUGUGGUUCCGACGCCAGCACCCACCCCUGUCUCUCCGUCGCCAACCCUGGUGACCCCAAUACCGGCCCCUGUGAUGCCGCCAACACCAACAUCGGUGACUCCGAUGCCAGCACCGACCCCCGUUUCUCCAACGCCAACUCCGGUGGCCCCAACAGCGACUCCUAUGAUACCGCCAUCACCAACCCUUGUGACUCCGAUGCCAGCACCAACCCCUGCCUCUCCAACGCCAAUCCCGGUGGCCCCAACACCGACCCUCGUGAUGCCGCCAGCACCCACCCCUGUGACUCCGACGCCACCCCCAGCCCCGGCCCCAGCGCCGGCUACAUCGACCGGCAAGUGCCCCGUGGACACACUGAAGCUACUUGCGUGCGUGGACGUGCUCAAUGGGCUGUUGCACGCGGUGAUCGGCAGUAGCGCCAGGAAUACAUGCUGCCCGCUGCUGUCCGGCGUUGCCGACCUCGACGCUGCUCUCUGCCUUUGCACCACCAUCAAGGUCAAGGCCCUCAACAUCAACCUCAUGCUGCCCAUCGCCAUCGAGGUGCUCGUCAACCAGUGCGGCAAGAGAGUGCCGAAAGACUUCCGCUUGAACCUUGUUUCGCAGCUGAGUACAGGCUUCCGGCUGAAGAGGUCCGACACGAUCUCCGCUCACUUCCAGGCGAGCAGGGUGCUGGAUGUUCAUGCGAUCCUCACCUUGUCCUUCCUCAUGAGGUCCACCACGUACGUGAUGCUGCUGCCGCAGAGAUCGCCGGCGGUGCAUGCUGCCAAUGCGUUCCUUCAAGAGCAGGAAAGCUAUACCAACACCGAGACCUUAAGCUCCAAGACCAUGGCCCGCAUUGCGGCGUUCUUGCUGGUGGCCCUGCUCUCCUUAGCCGGGCAUCUCGCGCAGUCCGCGCCAUGCCGAUCAUGCCCGCCCACAAAGCCUUCCAAGCCUGCACCGUGUAAGCACAAGUCCUCACCAUCGUCCAUACCCUGCCCUCCACCUUCACAAACUCCCAUGCCCUCAACCACACCCACACUCACCCCGGUGACUCCGACGCCGGCACCGACCCCGACUGUCUUCAUCCCUCCACCUACAAACACUCCGGCACCCACGCCCAUACCGGCCUCUGUAACUCCAACAUCGGCACCGACCCCUAUGAUGCCUCCAAUACCAACCCCUAUAACUCCAACGCCGGUACCAGCUCCUCUCUCUCCAACACCAACACCGGUGGCCCCAACACCUACAACCGUGAUGCCGCCGAGACAGAUGCCUAUGGCACCAACGCCGGCACCGACCCCUGUAUCUCCAACGCCAAACCCGGUGGCCCCAAGACCUAUCCCUGUGAUGCCGCCAACAACGACGCCGGCAUCGACCCCUAUCUCUCCAACGCCAAGUCCGGUGGCGCCAACACCGACCCGUGUGGUUCCGACGCCAGCACCCACCCCUGUCUCUCCGUCGCCAACCCUGGUGACCCCAACACCGGCCCCUGUGAUGCCGCCAACACCAACAUCGGUGACUCCGAUGCCAGCACCGACCCCCGUUUCUCCAACGCCAACUCCGGUGGCCCCAACACCGACUCCUAUGAUACCGCCAUCACCAACCCUUGUGACUCUGAUGCCAGCACCAACCCCUGUCUCUCGAACGCCAAUCCCGGUGGCCCCAACACCGACCCUCGUGAUGCCGCCAGCACCCACCCCUGUGACUCCGACGCCACCCCCAGCCCCGGCCCCAGCGCCGGCUACAUCGACCGGCAAGUGCCCCGUGGACACACUGAAGCUACUUGCGUGCGUGGACGUGCUCAAUGGGCUGUUGCACGCGGUGAUCGGCAGUAGCGCCAGGAAUACAUGCUGCCCGCUGCUGUCCGGCGUUGCCGACCUCGACGCUGCUCUCUGCCUUUGCACCACCAUCAAGGUCAAGGCCCUCAACAUCAACCUCAUGCUGCCCAUCGCCAUCGAGGUGCUCGUCAACCAGUGCGGCAAGAGAGUGCCGAAAGACUUCCGCUGCCCUAACUAAGCUCCAUAGAUUACUAUAUGUACUAUCAGUAUCACCUGCAUAUGAAUGUGAUACAUGCAUUAAAUUCUCUUGUGUGGUCACACGGGUGACAUAUCGAAGUGUAAUAAUCUAUAUGUACAUGGAUUUGCAGCUCUGACUCGCUACUUGUGACGGGGAGCUGUGGAGCAUGCGUACAUUGUGUUUGUGUAACAGCGUAUCCUAUAGUAACCGUAUAACAUGCUACCAAUUGUGGUCUUCCAUCGGUUUUGUAGUGUGUGUUUUCUUUUUGAAGAACUAUGAAUAAAAUGUUC
This is a messenger RNA of Triticum aestivum (bread wheat), 2893 nucleotides long. RefSeq names its product mucin-2-like. The transcript has 4 exons. Bases 36 to 2603 code for a protein of 855 amino acids. The record is from RefSeq and is a predicted model, not a curated record. Lineage: Eukaryota; Viridiplantae; Streptophyta; Magnoliopsida; Poales; Poaceae.